Dracunculus medinensis (Guinea worm) is the source of this 2193-nucleotide messenger RNA. NCBI's taxonomy places the organism in Eukaryota, Metazoa, Nematoda, Chromadorea, Rhabditida, Dracunculidae. The record is from the annotation of a GenBank genome assembly.
AUGGACAGUAUUGAUAAAAGUCUCUUGAAGAUCCUACAAAAUAAAGCUUCUGGAACUGUCGCAAUUUUCGAAAAAAUUGAUUUUUAUUGUUGUUAUGAAGAAGAUGCAUUUCUUGUGGCUAAUGAAAUUUUUCUGAGUGAAAUUGGGCUUCGACGGAUCACUAUAGAUACACAAGAACUUACAUACCAUAAUUUGAACAACGGUCAAUACAAUCGUGUUGUUCGUGAUCUUUUAUUACUUUUACAUUAUCGCCUAGAAGUUUACGCAUUAGAUGAUCGACAGUGGAAGUUAAAGGCAAAAGUAUUAUUUGAUUCAAACUUAUGUAUUAAGGGCUCACUGGGUUGUUUGGGAGAUUUCGAGGAAAUGAUUGGUGAUAGUAUAGAGAUUAAUGAGCUAUCUACGGUUAUGGCUUUAGUUUUGUCCGAGGAACAUGGCUCAGAUGAAUAUCGGCUGUCAAUCGGGUUUUGCAAUGUGCGUGAUGUGAGAAUGACUGUUGCUGAAUUUUCGGAUACACAGCAUUUUUCGAAUUUAGAAAAAUGUAUUGUCUCGCUUACUCCUCGGGAAUUUAUUAUUGUACCAAAUAUUUCAAAAACCAUGGUUGAUCGAAGCGAUAUGGAAAUUUGGAUUGAUCAUUUAGAAAUUGCACUAAAAAGAGCUGGGGUUAAGCGAGUUCCUUUUCAGUCAUGGGAGAAUGUUACUGUAGAAAUGGAGAAUAAAUUAUUUCAAGUGAUCAAUACAAAAUUCAAAGACAUACAUCUUUCCGAACAACAAAAGCGAUGUCUAAUUAGUCUUGUGGAGUACCUACAUAUUGCCGAUGAUGCCACAUAUUAUGAUUGUUUUCAAUUAUUUAAUUAUAAAUCUGCUGGGCAUAUGUAUUUGAAUAUGGCUGCUGUUAGAGCACUUGAGCUUUUUUCAGUUAGUUAUGAUGAAGAUGCAAGUUUUGGUGAUACUGGUACAUUAUUUCAGUUAAUGAAUAAAUGUCGUACGCAGCACGGGCAACGCUUGCUUCGCCACUGGAUGCGUCGUCCUCAAUAUGAUUUACGUCGAAUAAAUGAACGUCUAGAUAUAGUUGAAGCGUUAUAUAGUAAUUUUACGUGUAGAGCGAUUCUAUAUGAUAACAUUCUUCGCCGAGUCCCUGAUGUUACUGGAUUGACGAGAAAGUUAAUGAUGAAAAAGGCUGGUCUUCAGGAUUGUUAUCGCUUAUAUCAGCUAAUACGUCUUUUGCGACGCCUUGAAGAAGUUUUAACUGAUCUUUAUGCGAACUCAAAUAAUUUGGCGCCUUCAAUCAACGAUCUUUGUUUGGAGCAAAUACGAGUAGCGCUUUUGCAAUUCGAAAAAUUUGCAAGGCUUAUUGAAACUACGAUUGAUGUUGAAUAUUGUGAACAAACGGGAACCUAUAGAAUUAAACCUGAGAUCGAUGAAUACUUGUUACACACUGCAAAACGAAUGAAAGCAAUCGAAUCCGAUUGUAAAAAUCUAUUUAACAAGGCAUGCGCCAAGAUUCCUGAAGCUGUCAAGCUUGAUUAUAAUUCUCAGUAUGGUUUCUUCUUUCGUGUUACACUUAAGGCAGAGAAAUCUCUACGUCAAAUGGGCUUUCGCAUUUUGGCGACAAGCAAGGGGUCUGGUGUUCGAUUCACCAAUAGUGAUCUCGAUCGCUUGAACUCAGAAUAUAGGGAAUUAGAAAAAAUUUAUGAGUCAUCCCAAACAGAAUUGAUCAAAAUGGUUGUGAAUACAUGUGCGAGCUAUGUGCCAGCAUUAAACCAGUUAUCAGAGACACUCGCUAUUUUAGAUGUAUUGGUUGCAUUUUCAGUUCUAGCUGCUACUUCUCCAUCAAAAUAUACUCGACCACAGUUGCUUGACAAAGAUAGUAGUGUGAUAGAAUUAAAGUCUUGUAGGCAUCCCGUGUUGGAAUCUAUUCUUAAUGCUUCUUCCUUUAUAUCGAAUGAUGUAAUCAUGGGAAAGGAUCCAGAGGGAGCCAAUAUGGGUGGGAAAAGCACUUAUAUGCGCUCUUGUGCUUUAACGGUUUUAAUGGCUCAAAUUGGUUCAUUUGUUCCAUGUGAUAGUGCUCGUUUUUCGCUUAUGGAUGGCAUCCACACUAGAAUUGGUAGUUGUGAUUAUCAGUGUCGAGGUAUUUCAACUUUCAUGGCGGAAAUGAUUGAUAGCGCAUCCAUUUUGGAGCAAAGCACGGUAUAA